Messenger RNA from Diorhabda carinulata, 612 nucleotides. RefSeq lists its product as uncharacterized. The transcript has 2 exons. Lineage: Eukaryota; Metazoa; Arthropoda; Insecta; Coleoptera; Chrysomelidae. Bases 69 to 512 code for a protein of 147 amino acids. The record is from RefSeq and is a predicted model, not a curated record.
GGCCAGUCAUUCGGUGAUUCUCACAGUGUUGGUGGUCUAUUGAAAUUUACUCAGCCAAAGAUUUUAAGAUGUUCACUCGGAUGUUGGCGUUAUUCUCCAUCUCCCUCAUCUUUACCAAAAUUACCGAGAGUAAACCAACAAUCGUCCAGACAUCCAAACAGUUAAUUUUAGAGAAUCCUGGUCGAAUUCCGGUUUAUAUAAGACCAGGUGACACACCUCUCGACGAAAUUAGUCACGAUCUUGCGGAAGCAUUCAAUUUCUACGCGCAAAAAAAUAAUAAAAUAACUUUUGGGAGGUCCUUAGACGGAAAGCCGAAUGGUGCCAGAGUAUCAAUCAAAGACAAACUUCCAGAAAAUAUAAAGUUUUCCGAGAUUGACAAAUUCUCAUUGGAGUCAGAUUUUGAUUCAAUCGCUGAUGAUCAAGAUGCAGAUAAUCAGAUUAACAUUUUGCAGAAAGAAUUAAACAAAAACGACAAACUUCAGAGUAAUAUCCAGAGAAUUCAUAGAUUAUAGAUAUUGUGAAAAAAUAAUCAGUUUAUAUUUAUUAAUCAUUAUAUGUACAUAUAUGAAAUAUUUGUAAAGACUUUAAAUUGAAAUAUACAAUAUACAUUAA